CUACUCAAAAUUUCCAGAACUGGUCAGAACCUGCUGAAUACUACCUCUGUUGCAGUUGUGAUAGUAAAUCAAGAAUUAUCUCUAUAUUGGAUUUUCUCUGAAAGCUUGUAUCCUACCUAUUCCUAAAAAGAGCUCAAGAGGCAAAGAAAAUAAGUAAAAUUAAUAAAUAGUUUAUAAAAAUAUUGAACAGAACUAAAAAUAUCCAAGUUCAAUUAGAGUUUUGACUGAAUUCCUUAGACAUUUUUAACAUACCACCUAACUGUACAAUAUCAGAGUUCAACACAUCUUGCUACAGAAUUGCAUAAGGUGAGUGCCACAUAGAAGCUGAGUCUUGGGAUUAACUGCAUUAAAGAAAUUGGGAGAUAAAGAAUUAUCACGUGACUGGAGCGUGUAAAUAGGAAGAUAUGGGAGAAAACGAUGCUCAGCGUCUUAAAAGAAAGGAAUCUUUCAUAUGAGGAAAACCUUCAUUAUUUAGUGCAUGUGAUGGCCUGUAGGAUCUUGGGAGAUGGUGCCUCAGCCUACCAACAGUCAUGCAAAAGGUAUCUCAGCCCAUAGAAGGAAAACAAGCAUCUCACAAGAAUCCCUCUCUGGUUUUGUGGAAAGUAAAAGUAAAGGAGGGAAGAAGUGCUUUCAGAAUUGUAAAAUACUGUUACAUUAAAGGCAAUUUAAUAAUUCAUGGUUUGUGCUUCUUGUCUGAACUACCUUGUAGAUUUAACACUAUACAUAUGUAAAACAAACUAUGUUUUUAAAAGCUUUAUUUGAUUAGUAUCUCUCAUGCAAAUAACAGAACAUCACUGAGAUAACAAAUACUGUAUUUGAGAUGUGACUUCCCCCAUGUUUUUUACAGGGCUAUUGAUAUUUCCUUGUCAUUAUUAAAAUGUUUCUCCUACUCCAGUAACUAUAAUUAUUCCUCUUUUAAUCAUUUGUGUAAAACCUGUUGAAACAAUAUUCAUUUCUACUUUUGGUCCUAUUGUAAUUUCGUUUCUCUGAAUAUAUAAAGUGGGUAUAUAAAAUGCAGCUUGAUUGAAGUUCUAUCUUGGGUUUUUUUCCUUUUUUGCCUGAGGUUUCGACCAAUAAAAGGAAGACAAGAGGAACUGAAGGAGGUGAUUGAGCGUUUUAAGAAAGAUGAGCACUUGGAAAAAGCCUUCAAGUCCUUGACGUCAGGUGACUGGGCCCGGCACUAUUUUCUUAACAAGAACAAAAUGCAGGAAAGGUUGUUCAAAGAACAUAAUAUUACACAUUGAGGAAAUUAGGGCUUCAUACAUUGAAAGUCUGUCCUUUGGAAAAAGGUAUUUAUUUAUUUACGAAUGUUUGCAACUGACAGUGGAUUUGAAAUAUUGCCAUGCAAUCGAUACUCAUCAGAGCAAAAUGGAGCCAAAAUAGUUGCAACAAAAGAGUGGAAACGAAAUGACAAGAUUGAGUUAUUAGUAGGUUGUAUUGCCGAACUCUCUGAACUAGAAGAGAAUAUGUUGCUCAGACAUGGAGAAAAUGACUUCAGUGUCAUGUAUUCAACACGGAAAAACUGUGCUCAACUGUGGCUUGGUCCAGCUGCUUUCAUUAAUCAUGAUUGCAGACCCAACUGUAAGUUUGUUUCAACUGGCCGGGAUACAGCAUGCGUGAAAGCUUUGCGAGAUAUUGAACCUGGGGAGGAAAUUUCUUGCUAUUACGGAGAUGGCUUUUUCGGAGAAAAUAAUGAAUUUUGUGAAUGCUACACAUGUGAAAGACGUGGAACUGGUGCUUUUAAAUCAAGAAUGGGACUGCCUGCACCUACUCCUGUGAUCAAUAGCAAAUACGGACUUAGAGAAACAGAUAAACGUUUAAACAGGCUUAAAAAAUUGGGUGAUAGCAGUAAAAAUUCUGACAGUCAAUCUGUCAGCUCUAACACUGAUGCAGAUACCACUCAGGAAAAAGCUAAUGCAACUACCCGCAAAUCUUCAAUUGGUGUAAAAAAGAACAGCAAGAACAGGACAUUAACCAGGCAGUCUAUUUCAAGAAUUCCAACUUCAUCAAAUUCUACCUCAUCCAGACUAACUCAUUUAAAUAAUUCCAGGGUACCAAAGAGACUGAAAAAGCCUGCAAAGCCUUUACUUUCAAAGAUAAAGUUGCGAAAUCAGUGCAAAAGGCCAGAACAAAAAAAUGCAUCUAGGAAACUCGAAAUGGGAAAUUUGGUUCUUAAAGAACCCAAAAUAGUUCUGUAUAAAAAUUUGCCCAUUAAGAAGGACAAAGAAACAGAGGGACCAGUGAAAGUUGCAGUGUCUAGUGGCUGCUUAACAAGGCAUGCAGCGCGAGAAUAUAAAUUAAAUUCAGUGAAAGGUGCUCAUGAACCUGGGGAAAUAUCACCCUGUACAUACAUAACACGGAGGUCAAUGAGAACGCGAACGAAUCUGAAAGAGACCUCUGACUUAAAGCUUGAACCAAAUAUGCUAAAUAGCUAUAAAAACAGUUUGACAGGCAUGCGAGCCAAUAGCUUGGAACAGGAGUCUCAUGUGCUUCUGGAGAGUGAGCAAUCUCUUAUGGCAGCACAGAAGGUGGAGGGGAGGUGUCAGAAGAGUGAAAGAGUUGUGGCCAAAAAGAAAUCUCGACAAGGGAGACUGGCGAAGCCAUCAGCAAAAAUGGAGGAAACAGAUUGUGCGCAUUCGUUGACUGGCAAAGAUAAAUUGCCAGAUUUGAUCAGUUCACAUUCUGACCUAGGAGAGAUAAACAGUGUAAUGGAUUCAGCCAUUGGAUAUAAAGACUGUGUCCCUGCAUCCGGUGGCUGUUCCAUUGUAACUUCUGACACUUUCAAAGUCAAAGAGCGCUUUAGAACUGCAAAAAGUAAAAAGAAAAGGCGAAUCACAAGGUAUGAUGCACAACUCAUUCUUGAAAACAGCUCUGGGAUUCCCAAACUUACUCUGCGAAGGCGGCAUGAUAGCAACAGCAAGACUAAUGACCAAGAAAAUGAUGGAAUGAAUUCUUCAAAAAUAAGCAUCAAAUUAAGUAAAGACCAUGAGAAAGAUAAUAAUUUAUAUGUAGCAAAGCUUAAUAAUGGGUUUAACUCAGGAUCAAGUAGUAGUUCAACAAAAUUAAAAAUACAGCUAAAGCGAGAAGAAGAAAAUAGGGGAAUGUACUCAGAUGACCUUCAUGAGAACGGAAUGUGUUGCAGUGAUCCUCUUUCACUACUAGAGUCACGGAUGGAAGUGGACAAUUAUAGUCAAUAUGAAGAAGAAACUAUUGAUGAUUCUUCAUCUGCAGAAGAGGAGGAGGAGGAGGAGGAAUAUGAGGAUGAUUUUGAGGAUGAUUUUAUUCCUCUGCCUCCAGCUAAGCGUUUAAGGCUUAUAGUUGGAAAGGAUUCAAUAGACAUUGACAUUUCUUCCAGGAGAAGAGAAGAUCAGUCUUUAAGGCUCAAUGCAUAAGCUUACAGGUCUUAAAUUGAAGAUGUCCAUUUUUUAAAAAAACAAAACAAAAUUCCAGACAAUUAUUCUUCAACUGAUUAACUUUCUCAAAAUGUUAGUGGAAGCACUUCUUUAUUGUUUGUUCACUUAUAUCAACAUAAUAUUGUAGAAAGUGUACAGCAUAUUGACUCCUUAAGUCAAGUUGUGCAGAUUUUUAUUGUACUUUUUAAUAGCCUUCUUAUGUGCAAUUCUGAGUUAGAGAAAAAUGCUCUAUUGUAAAAUAAAGGCUCAAGCAUAAUUACAAAAAUGCCAUCAGAUUUUUCCAUGAAGGAUAAUUAAAUCACAAUAAUGUGGCUAAACAAUUUUUAAUCUGUCAAGAGCAUUAUUUUGCUCUUACAUCUGACUAAAUAAUCUAAAAGAAAUCAUAGUAGUGGCCUAUUAAGGUUUCCUAGUAUGUUAAUAUCACCAGCAAUGAAAUACAGCUUUUCCGUUUAAUUGCUAGAUGUUUUCCCCUCUGAAGUUUGUCAGUUUUAACACUGUAUGCUGUCCCCAGACGUACUGUUUGUGGCCUUUGUUACAGUAGCAAACCGUUGGUUUGAAGUCAAAUUGAUUUCUU
Molecule: messenger RNA, 3987 nt
Organism: Pseudonaja textilis
Lineage: Eukaryota; Metazoa; Chordata; Lepidosauria; Squamata; Elapidae
Source: RefSeq, a predicted model, not a curated record